Molecule: messenger RNA, 1116 nt
Organism: Balaenoptera ricei (Rice's whale)
Lineage: Eukaryota; Metazoa; Chordata; Mammalia; Artiodactyla; Balaenopteridae
Gene: HIKESHI
Product: heat shock protein nuclear import factor hikeshi
Exons: 5
Coding region: 615-1091 (158 amino acids)
Biological process (GO): protein import into nucleus
Cellular component (GO): nucleus; cytosol
Molecular function (GO): Hsp70 protein binding; nuclear import signal receptor activity
Source: RefSeq, a predicted model, not a curated record
GGGUGCGUUGGUGCGCGGGAUGCGGGGAAACCCCCUCACGUCUAGCUGACUGCUGAGAGUUUGAGGGUGGGGAGUGGGACGCUGGGAUGUUCGCUCUCCUUUCCCCCCAGCGCUUUUCAGAGUAGCAGUCACACCAUUAGCUGCCAUUUAUCGAGUGUGCAUUAUCUUAGGCAAUGCACGCCUUUUGUCUAUUCCUAGUCAUCUCAGCCAUCUAUGUAGCGCUUAUUUGGCCCUGCAAACUUAACCGUAACUUGUGAGAUGGUGGUUCUCCUUCUCAUUUUGCAGUUGAGGGACUUAAGCUCAGUUGGCAGUAGAAAUACUCGCCUGAGCUCAUAAAGUGAGUUCGAGGUAAAUGUGGUGUUUGAAUCUAGUCUGUAGCGUCCUGUUUGUCGAAGAUGAAGGUACUCGGGCAAAGUAUAACUGCUGGGUCCUUUUGGAAGGGCCCUAAUAAAAAUAUGCUUAACGUAAUUGGAAAUUGGCUGAUAGAAACGCCUGAAACUUAAAGCAUGAGAUGACCCCAGAAGGAGGUGCAAACAGCUGCACAGCAAGUGGCAGAGGAUAAGUUUGUUUUUGACUUGCCUGAUUAUGAAAAUAUCAACCAUGUUGUGGUUUUUAUGCUGGGAACAGUCCCAUUUCCUGAGGGAAUGGGAGGAUCUGUCUACUUUUCCUAUCCUGAUUCAAAUGGAAUGCCGGUAUGGCAACUCCUAGGAUUUGUCACAAAUGGGAAACCAAGUGCCAUCUUCAAAAUUUCAGGUCUUAAAUCUGGAGAAGGAAGCCAGCACCCUUUUGGAGCCAUGAAUAUUGUCCGAACUCCAUCUGUUGCUCAGAUUGGAAUUUCAGUGGAAUUAUUGGACAGUCUGGCUCAGCAGACUCCUGUAGGUAAUGCUGCUGUGUCUUCAGUUGACUCAUUUACUCAGUUCACACAAAAGAUGUUAGACAACUUCUACAAUUUUGCUUCAUCGUUUGCUGUCUCUCAGGCCCAGAUGACACCAAGUCCAUCUGACAUGUUCAUUCCGGCAAAUGUGGUUCUGAAAUGGUAUGAAAACUUUCAAAGACGACUGGCACAGAACCCUCUCUUUUGGAAAACAUAAUUUGAAUAAAAUAAUUUUUAAUGGA